UACCAACCCAGCACUGCUCCCGCCCACUGGCUAAAGCCAGAGAGCGACAGUUGACUACACCAAUGGGAUCCUCGAGCAGUAAGCGGCAGCGGAAGUGACCAAUGAAUGUGAGGUGGGUGCGAGUAAGGCGGGACUUUAAGUACGGAAGCUGCCCCGGGACAUGAAGAAAGGAACGAGAGAAAGACCCGGUGAAGGGGCAGAACAGGCGGGUUCCCUCGACCCCGGACUCUCUGUUCCCUGGCUAUGGCCCCCAGUGCGCUGUAGACCUGGCGGGACCCCCGUGCUUGCGACCCCUAUUUAGGGGUCUGGGUAGCUACUGGAGGGCCUUGCAGAGGGGCAGAGAAGGCAGGACCAUGACAUCUAGGGGCUCUGAACUUAUCCCGGGCCGCAGCGUGACGGCUGGCAUCAUCAUUGUUGGAGAUGAGAUCCUCAAGGGACACACUCAGGACACCAACACCUACUUUCUGUGCCGGACACUGCGUUCCCUAGGGGUCCAAGUUUGCCGUGUCUCUGUUGUACCGGAUGAGGUAGCCACCAUCGCAGCGGAGGUCACUGCUUUCUCCAGCCGCUUCACCCACGUCCUCACAGCAGGGGGCAUCGGCCCCACCCAUGAUGAUGUGACCUUUGAGGCAGUGGCACAGGCCUUUGGGGAUGAGCUGAAGCCACACCCUGAGUUGGAAGCGGCCAUCAAAGCCCUUGGAGUGGCAGGCUGGGAGAAGCUGUCCCUGGUGCCCUCCUCUGCCCGCCUGCAUUACGGCACGGAUCCACGCACUGGCCGCCCAUUCCGGUUCCCGCUGGUCUCAGUCCAAAACGUCUACCUCUUCCCGGGCAUCCCAGAACUGCUUCGGCGGGCACUGGAGGGACUAAAGGGACUGUUCCAAAACCCAGCUGUUCAGUUCCACUCGAGGGAGCUGUAUGUGGCUGCUGACGAGGGCUCUAUCGCCCCUAUCCUGGCGGAGGCCCAGGCCCACUUUGGGCGUAGGCUUGGCCUGGGUUCCUACCCCGACUGGGGUAGCAACUAUUAUCAGGUGAAGCUGACUCUAGACUCAGAGGAAGAGGGGCCCCUGAAGGAAUGUCUGGCCUACCUGACUGCCCAUCUACCCCAGGGAUCCCUGGUCCCCUACUUGCCCAAUGCCGUGGAGCAGGCCAGUGAGGCUGUGUACACACUCGCUGAAUCAGGGUCUUCUCUGGGGGAAAAGGUGGCAGGUGCACUACAGACCAUUGAGACUGCCCUGGCUCAGUACAGCCUCAUCCAGCUCUGUGUGGGCUUCAACGGGGGCAAGGACUGCACCGCCCUCCUGCACCUUUUCCAUGCAGCUGUGCAGAGGAAAUUUCCUGAUGUUCCAAAACCCCUCCAGAUCCUGUAUAUCCGCAGCGUCUCCCCCUUCCCUGAGCUGGAACAGUUUCUACAGGACACCAUCAAGAGGUAUAAUCUGCAGGUGUUGGAGGCUGAGGGCAACAUGAAGCAGGCCCUGGGGGAGCUCCAGGCACAGCACCCCCAGCUGGAGGCCGUCCUGAUGGGCACCCGUCGGACCGACCCCUACUCCUGCAGUCUCUGCCCUUUCAGCCCCACAGACCCAGGCUGGCCUUCAUUCAUGCGUGUCAACCCAUUGCUGGACUGGACCUACAGAGAUAUCUGGGACUUUCUGCGGCAGCUGUUUGUUCCGUACUGUAUCCUGUAUGACCGAGGGUACACAUCGCUGGGGAGUCAGGAGAACACGGUGCGCAACCCAGCCCUGAAGUGCCUGAGCCCGGGUGGACACCCCACCUACCGUCCAGCCUACCUACUAGAGAACGAAGAUGAAGAGCGGAACUCCCGCAUGUGACCUCCCACUCAGAAGGGUGGGGCAGGGGCUGUCCUAGGCUGUCCCCUGUUUCAAUAAACUGUGCCUCUCACUGUG
Carlito syrichta (Philippine tarsier) is the source of this 1901-nucleotide messenger RNA. It is a transcript of the gene FLAD1, whose product is annotated as flavin adenine dinucleotide synthetase 1. NCBI's taxonomy places the organism in Eukaryota, Metazoa, Chordata, Mammalia, Primates, Tarsiidae. Bases 354 to 1826 code for a protein of 490 amino acids. Gene Ontology annotation, biological process: FAD biosynthetic process. The record is from RefSeq and is a predicted model, not a curated record. Gene Ontology annotation, molecular function: FMN adenylyltransferase activity. The transcript is spliced from 8 exons.